CUUCUCCUCACUCCCAAUUCUCUCUCUUUCUUACCUCAAUUUCUUCCUAAUACAUUUUCAUCUUUUUCCACUGUCACAGCUUUAAGAGUACACGUGGCUCAGCCCUCGAAGCCCUUCAACGGAGUUCGAAUCACCACACCCAGAGGGAACAAAGGCGCGCUGAUUGUCUUUGCCGCCGUAGACGGCUCUAGUUCGCCCGCGGAAGCGCUUCCUCUCGCGGCGAGCGAGAAAGAAAGUGGCAUCAGUGUGGAUAAGCUUCCAUUGGAGUCGAAGGUAAAGGAGAGAGAGGAGCAGAAGCUGAGGAUGAAACUGGCGAAGAAGAUAAGGUUGCGAAGGAAAAGGCUUCUUCAGAAGCGCAAAUUGAGGAAGAAGGGUAGAUGGCCACCUUCUAAGAUGAAGAAAUUGAAGAUGUAUGAUAAUAUAUGAAAACUAUUACUUUAAUUUCAAUUGGCUUUAUGCAGAUUUAAGCUUGUUCUCAUUUUAUUUUCACUGCAAUUGUUUUGCUAUCCACCGUGUAUUUUGACUAAUUUAUUAAUUUUCAAUGCAGCG
Molecule: messenger RNA, 549 nt
Organism: Vigna radiata var. radiata (mung bean)
Lineage: Eukaryota; Viridiplantae; Streptophyta; Magnoliopsida; Fabales; Fabaceae
Product: 50S ribosomal protein 5, chloroplastic-like
Exons: 1
Source: RefSeq, a predicted model, not a curated record